Ceratitis capitata (Mediterranean fruit fly) is the source of this 681-nucleotide messenger RNA. Its product is annotated as putative nuclease HARBI1. Lineage: Eukaryota; Metazoa; Arthropoda; Insecta; Diptera; Tephritidae. The coding region runs from base 60 to 659 and encodes 199 amino acids. The transcript is spliced from 2 exons. The record is from RefSeq and is a predicted model, not a curated record.
UGAGUCAGUCGUCAGUAAGCCGUUGCAUUCAUCGCGUAACAGACGCAAUCAACCGUUCGAUGUUUCCUGCGAAGGUUAGGUUUCCAAUGACGCAAAUAGAGCGGCAAGCUGGAAAGGAAAUUUUUGUUUCAUCAUCGUCACCAUUUGUUGGAGGCACUAUUGAAGCUAUCGAUUGCACUCAUGUUUCAAUCAUGAGUCCCAAAACACAUGAAGAAGCUUAUGUAAACCACCAUGGAUACCAUUCAAUCAAUGUGCAAAUGAUAUGUGAUCCUUACCUCAAGAUUUUGGCGGUCAAUGCUAAGUACCCAGGAGCGCGGUACGAUUCUUUCAUUUGGAGCUCCUCUACAGAGCGAAGAGUAAUGCAGGGCAGUUUUGAAAGUGGAAACCACAAUAUGUUUUCGAUUCGAUAUAUUAAAUAUAUAUAUAUUAAAAAUAAUUAUGAAAAAAAUAAAUUUUCAGGUGACUCUGGAUAUCCAUUAGAGCCGUGGUUAAUGACUCCUCUUCCAAACCAACCUCAAGGAAGUCCCAAAUUCCGCUACAAUGAGGCAUUGAGUAAAGCACGAAACCCAGUCGAGCGACUUUUUUGGCGUUCUCAAAGAAACUUGGCGAUGCCUAUCUCAACAAAGAGCUCUUUUGUACGAUGCUGGAUUCACUGGUAGAAUAGUCAAUGCGUGCUCAGUG